Messenger RNA from Vigna unguiculata (cowpea), 1985 nucleotides. Its product is annotated as AAA-ATPase At5g57480-like. The record is from RefSeq and is a predicted model, not a curated record. Lineage: Eukaryota; Viridiplantae; Streptophyta; Magnoliopsida; Fabales; Fabaceae. Gene Ontology annotation, molecular function: ATP binding; ATP hydrolysis activity.
GUCUGUUACAAGAGGGGAAAAAAAUGAGAGAAUAUUGGACCUCUCUCGCCUCACUUCUCGGUGUCUUUGCCUUCUGUCAAACCAUCCUCCAGGCAGUCUUCCCACCGGAGCUCCGUUUCGCUUCCGUCAAGCUCUUCAACCGGAUCUUCCACUGCUUCUCCUCCUACUGCUACUUCGACAUAACGGAGAUCGACGGCGUCAACACCAACGAGCUCUACAACGCCGUGCAGCUCUACCUCAGCUCCUCCGUUUCCAUCACCGGAAACCGCCUCAGUCUCACACGCGCUGUCAACUCCAGCGGCUUCACCUUCGGGCUCGCCAACAAUGACAGCAUCGUGGACACCUUCAACGGCGUCAACGUCCUCUGGGAGCACGUGGUCACGCAGAGGCAGGCCCAGACCUUCUCCUGGCGUCCGCUCCCCGACGAGAAGCGUGGCUUCACGCUCCGGAUCAAGAAGAAAGACAAGGCCUUGGUCCUCAAUUCCUACCUCGAUUACAUUAUGGAGAAAGCCAGCGAUAUCAGGAGGAAGAACCAGGAUCGUCUUUUGUACACCAAUUCCAGAGGCGGUUCCUUGGAUUCCCGGGGCCACCCCUGGGAAUCUGUGCCCUUCAAGCACCCCAGCACCUUUGACACAUUGGCCAUGGACCCUCAGAAGAAGAGAGAGAUCAUGGAGGAUCUCCAGGACUUCGCCAAUGGACAGUCUUUCUACCAUAAGACUGGGAGGGCUUGGAAGAGGGGUUACCUUCUCUACGGCCCUCCCGGGACUGGUAAAUCUAGCAUGAUUGCUGCUAUGGCCAAUUACCUUGGCUAUGAUAUCUAUGAUUUGGAGUUGACAGAGGUGCAUAACAACUCUGAACUCCGGAAGCUUCUCAUGAAAACCAGCUCCAAGUCCAUCAUAGUGAUUGAGGACAUUGAUUGCUCUAUCAACCUCACCAACAGAAACAACAAAGGUAACACCUCGGUUUCCGCUUCGAGGAGUUACUACGAUUCGGAGUUACGAGGUGGCGGCGGCGGCGGCGGUGGGUGCGGUGAGGAAGGUGGGAACACGAUUACCCUGUCUGGGUUGUUGAAUUUCACUGAUGGGCUGUGGUCUUGUUGCGGGAGUGAGAGGAUUUUCGUGUUUACCACCAACCACAUUGAGAAGCUGGACCCUGCCCUGUUACGGAGUGGGAGAAUGGAUAUGCAUAUUUUCAUGAGUUACUGUUCGUUCCCGGCGCUGAAGAUCCUGCUGAAAAACUACCUGGGGUGUGAAGAGUGCGAGCUGGAGGAGACGAUCUUGAAGCAGUUGGAGGAGGUGGUGGACGUGGCGCGUAUGACUCCAGCGGAUAUCAGCGAGGUAUUGAUCAAGAACAGGCGCAAGAAGGAGAAGGCGGUGGAGGAACUGUUGGAAACGCUGAAGGUGAGAGCGGAGAUGAACGAGAAGAGUGGGGUUCUGAUGAGAGGGGAAAAUGGGGUAGAAGAGGAGGAAGAAGAAGAGCAAGAAAAAAGAGCUUUGGACAGCGAGAGUCCUAAGGAGGAGUCAGAAAUUGAAGACAAUUGCAAAGAGGAAGAGGAAGAAGAGAAGGUGAAGUGAUAAUUAUAAUAAUAGAAUGGAAUGAAUACAUUGAGUAUAAUGUCCAAUAUCGAAGGUGAAGGGAAUUUUUGAAGGGUGGAGAAGCUUAGCUAGGGUCUCUAAUUUGAGAGACCGGUGUAUGGUUUAGUUUUGAAAAAAAUAAUAAUAAUGGAGUGGUUUUACUAUUUAGAUAUGUAGGGAAAGUUAUCUGCAUCGCGAGAUAGAUGAAGAUUUGUUUUGGGUGUGGGAAGGACUUUACACCCUGACAUGGUUGGGGAGCCAGCUGGGAUGUUGGUGAACACCUGGGUGCACAUGGCAUGGGAAAGGUUGGUAACCUGAUGGGACUUGUAGGGAAUAAUGGUGAUAAGUAGGGUAGGACUAUUGCCUAAUGACAAAUUUUAAUCAUGCAUUCCAAAACUCUCUUUAUUCUAA